AUGACACGCACGACCGUACCAAGUCGCCCUCCGGCUUCCUCGCUCAAACGCGUUGCCACCCUGUCUCUGGUGGCGCUCGCCGCUGUCGCUCCCGCUGUCCAAGCCAACAUUGCACGCCAGACAUCCUCCGCCUCUUUCCCCCUUCCCAGCUUGAAUCCGACUGUCUCCGUCGCGCAAGCUGUGCAACGUACGCGUAGGCCGUGGCUCGCUGCUGCCAAGGACCACGUCUUUGACACGGUCUCACGCUUCCUCUCGCAUGCCAUCCCCGACCCCCGCUACUUUUCCUACGACUUAGAUCAAUUCGAUGACUAUCACCCGCUCCCAUCCGAAGAGCUUGCUCUGGACUCGGACGGGAUCCUUGAUGGACCGGGACUCAACUGGGGAGGCAGCACGCUCGAGGUGGUUCGUUCUCAGGCCAUCUUCCUCACUCGUUCCGCUGCCUUCGGCCCUCGUGUGACGGAUGAUGCUGGGCUCAAAGGAUUCCUGCUGCCCAUCUCGGACUUCUACAAGGUGCCCAACGACGCUACUUUCUCCACUUCAGACACGAGCCGGGAUGCCAUCCACGCAUGCCCAUACAAAGGGGGUCCCGGAUCUCGACGGGGCGCCUUGCUGGACAAGUAUAAGGACGAGGACGACCGUCGGCUGUACUCUGCUUUUGGCUCGGACUCCUCUUCGCAGGCGCCUUUCACUUGGACUCAUGAAGAUGACGGUGGCUCUCCCGACGAAGAUACUUCCAAGCCUCCACACAACUGGAUUGCGCUGGUCGAGCGGGGUGGCGGAUGUGGGUUCGCUGACAAGGUGCGUGUCGCACAGGAGCUCGGUGCGGUGGCCGUGGUGGUCGGUGAUGCCCCGAGUCCUGGCUGGCACGGCGGCCGCUCGGGCGAUCCCAACGAGGAAGGCGAUCCCGGUCUGAGCGGCAAGCGUCUCAUAACCAUGUUUGCCCCUGGCGACACGAGCGACGUGCACAUUCCCUCGACGUUCGUCACACGUCCCAGCUACCUCGACCUGGAGCGUCUCAUCCAGGAAACCGAAAAGGAUCAGCAGGAUUGGCAUAAGCAGCACCCCUCGCAGCACGACGACGCACGCGCACCCAUGACACGCGGUCUCGAGAUAGUGAUCGGCAAGGACGACUUGGUGUGGGAGUGGCCGUUGAUCGACUUUGGCAUCUUGCUGCUGCUGCUGCCAAGCUUCAUGACGGUGAUUACGAUUAUUGUGCAUCGCAUCCGUAUGGUGCGACAGAGGCGUAAGGAGCGUGCACCCGAGCUGGUUGUGCUUGGACUGCCAUGUCUCAUCUGGAGGGGCAAUGGGCAGCCUUGGGAGAAGGUCGAGGGCCCUGACGUUGACCCCGGCCCGGGUAACGGCAUUGCUGACGGCGAUGCUGCUGCAUCUGCAUCAGCACCCUUUGCAUCGGACGACUUGGGAUCUAGCCGAGCAGCCGAGACCAUCCCUCUUCUCGCAGAAGACGAGAACGGAGCCGGCCCCUCUCGGCGCGCUGGUGCUGCCUCGCACAUUACGGUCAAGAUGCCUGAAGACGUUGCUGCGAAACCUGUCAACCCGGCGUCGUUCCUGCCGCCGGGGCGCACGUACUUUAGCACGGACGAAUGCGCCAUCUGCCUGUGCGACUUUGUCGACGGCGACAGAGUGCGUGUACUUCCGUGCGGGCACAUCUUCCACCGCCAAGAGGUCGACGACUGGCUGGUGAGGGUCAAGAAGCUGUGUCCGAUCUGCAAGCGCGACAUUACGGUGCCGGUGCCGCCGGCGCCGGCGCCGCCGGUCGGGGUGGCGACGACGCCCGUGGCGAGUCCCGUGGUGGUGACCAUGGCGAAUGGGGAUGCGGUGGAAGCGGGGGCGGAAGCGGGAGAGGUGUCUCAGCAGGCGGGUGUGGAUCUGACGCAGCAUUUGGGCGACGAGGACGGCGGGACGGCGAGGGAGGAUGGGCGGCUCGUGUGA
Molecule: messenger RNA, 1950 nt
Organism: Sporisorium graminicola
Lineage: Eukaryota; Fungi; Basidiomycota; Ustilaginomycetes; Ustilaginales; Ustilaginaceae
Exons: 1
Coding region: 1-1950 (649 amino acids)
Source: RefSeq, a predicted model, not a curated record